GGUGGUAGCGCGCCUGCGCAGUGCAUCCAGGGGCUCGGCGGCGUUCGGUGCUGAAGUGGGGCGGAUGGAAGAAAAACAGCGGCGAUGGACAUUACACCGCGGGAUUCCCAUUUACGAUGUCGUUAAAUAAGCAUCGGGACAUCGCGUUUUCACACCUAUCACCCUAGGACACUGACAGCCCAACAGAAAGGGAUGCUGUACUUUUACCGCUCCCUGUACUCUCAAGCCCAUAAAUGACCCUUUCAUCGAGAACCAAGGAAGCCUAGGAGGCAACGGCGAGUGAAUCAAGAGAAAUAAGGAAAAAAGGACAGGAAGUAGUUACAUUUCACCUCAGCUCUCGUGUCCCUUUCUGUGCCUGUCGGUCAGUGAUGGUGAGACCAGUAACUUCUCUUCCUAGUGGUGAAAAGAACGUUCUCGCCUUGCCCCACAUCUCCAGAAAGCUGAACCGACGCCCAGACAGUCCACCAGUCAGUCACUCAGUCAACCAGCCUGCUAUCGUCCAGCAACCUAUUACCUCACACCAUGACUGCUCUGUCUGACCUGUUUUUAGGAACUCACUAAUUCAUGCCCCGGAGUGUGAGUGGAGUGGAGAUGAGAAAAAGGCAGGCGGCACACAUCGAGGCCCCACCCCAGGCCCCUGGACAGCCCCGACCCAACACCUGCUGCCUCUGCUGGUGCGGCUGCUGCAAGUGUCUGUGGAAUGAAGACAGGAUGGAGAGGAGUGAACGACAGACCUGCACCAAGAUGGACAGUAUUGAAGCGGCAGAAGAACAACACCCCAGUCUAGAGGAGUUGCUGUCAUGGUCACGGAGCUUUGAGAUGAUGCUGCGCUCGUUGGAGGGCCGGGAGGUCUUCCAGGAGUUCCUGCGCUCGGAGUACAGCGAGGACAACCUGCUUUUCUGGUUGGCCUGCGAAGAGCUGAAAAAGGAGACGAAUCCCUCAGUGGUGGAAGAGAAAGCCAGGAUCAUUUACGAAGACUACGUGUCCAUAUUAUCACCCAAAGAGGUGAGUUUGGACUCGCGGGUCAGAGAAGGAAUAAACCAGACCCUAGCGGAGCCCAGCAACCUGAUGUACGAGGAGGCCCAGUUCCAGAUCUACACCCUGAUGCACCGUGACUCCUUCCCCCGUUUCCUCAACUCCUCCGUUUACAGAGACCUCCUGGCCAACAGGAGGCGCACCUGCCUCGACACCUAGACCCCUCCACCCUUCCUCAUCGCCAUCGUACGCCAACGAGACUACUACUUAAACUUCAAAUACUACUAUGGUGCCAGAAGUCGGGUUUGGAAAAUCUCUCCCUCUUUUUUGAUUGAAAAGACUGAAUGACAUCCGAGAUAGCUGGUUGUUUUUUUUAUUUAUAUUUUUUAAGCAAUUUAUAUCCAGUUCUCCACUGGAGCCAGGUCGGCCUUUGCUGGUUGGUUAUUGGUCAAUUUAAGACCAUUAAUGCUGGCCAGUGAUUGUUUCGCUAGUGAUUUGUGCUGUUUGUUACGGUUGACUGGCCAACCAACGUGUCAGCUGUCGGUUGAAGUGGCCAACCUGAUGGCCAGCUGUUGGUAAACUGUGGACAAGGACUCCUCAGGCGGUGGGGACAGAAACAGAGAGAGAGAGACAAAAAAAAGGACAAGCCAACUGUUCCUGUACUGUAAUAUUUAGACCUCAUGCUUUCUACCCUCACUUUAAUAUUCUCUAACUUUACUCAUUCUCUUUAAUAUGUUUUGUUUUGUUUUUCUAAUUCUGUCCUUUUCCUCAGAUGUGUUUAAUUUUGUUUUUAAUUUCUCGUUUGUCCAAACAUGACACCUAGUUGUUGUUGGUGGGAGUUAGGGCGCGUCUGCCCAUUUAACCAGUAGAAGCACUGGCUCUGCAUGUAACUCUCUCUCUCUACAGUAGCUUGACCAUGUAAGCCGUGGACUGCAACCGUUUUUUGAAUAUUGAGAUGUAUUAAGUCUCUCUGUCUGGCUGUCUAAGUUCAGUGAAGGGAAAAAGUACACUUCUGCCAAUUUAAAGCAUACUGCAGUUUUUUUAUUGAGGAGAUUUGAUUGCUUCUGCAGCAAAGGCAGCAGCAGCACCUACCCAUCCAUCCACCUGUCCAUCCAUCUGUCCGUCCGUCCAAGCACUUUCCUUCUUUAGGAUUCUUUAACUGGGAGAAGUAAGGGCUAGAAUUGUGGUUGGGCAGCUACAUGUAUUAUUAUUACUCGUGAACUUUAAACAAAAAAAAUCUCUCCACUGAGAAAAUCACAAUGCCUUUACAUGUAAGAAAAGGCAGCACAAGCGCUGCUUGAGUUUUUCUGGAAAGCAACCACAGUUUGUCCAACGAUCCCUACCUCCCAUCUUUUUCCCACUCCCUCCCUCCUCCCUAUUCCCUUCAACUCAAACCAUCACAGCCUGACAAGCACAGGUGCCCACUGUGGGGGGGGGGGGCCGCUGAAGAAAAUCAAAACACACCCACAUUGACUCCAAAUAGUCAUCUACAUACAUUGAGCAGAAAAAGAGGGUUUUAGUGUUGAAGAAUGAAUUGAGCAUUAUGGAAAGCUGGUUCUGCUUGGAGCAGACGCAGCAGGCACUGAUCUAAUUCAAAGGGUUAUUGAGCCCUGGCCUUUGUCUGUAAGGCUUUAGCUUUAGAUGCUGUAGGUAAUGCGACAGUCCCCGGAGUUGGACGUUCAAUAUCACGCUGCAGAUUUGUGACCCGGGUGCCAAACAUGAUGUCAAAGAUGCUGUGAAGAGAUAUUAGAUGUGACUUGUCACCAGGAUGUAAAGUCUUGGUCAUUCCAGUGCAGGUCUGUUUCUCCAGCAGAUGAAGCUGGGAGAGUGUAUAGUAGUCCUUCAGUUAGCUACUGCCCAUUCAAGACACUUGUUUUUUUUUUACCAGAGCUAGAGAAGAGGGUUGGUAUAACAAUGCUAACAUGCUACCGUACUGGGCUCGCUAGGUUUCAGCAUGCUGUAGGCAAGCAGUUAGCGUGCUUGUGCUAGCCAUGCUAACCCUCCAUCUCACUGCCAGCCCUCACUCACACACACACACACACACACACACACACACACUGUUUUGUUUUUCUAAUCUGACUUUGACAGCAUGCGAUGAUAAUGGCUAUGUGUGUGUGUAUGGUACAGUUACACACUUAACAGAACAUUUUGGGAGAAAAAAAAAAAAACUUUAAAGAGGGGUCUUGCCAAAUGUCCCACUUACAUUUUUAGUCUAUAAAAAGGACAUUUAGUUUUUUGAUGAUGUGAACUUUUGAACAUGAGCUUUGUUCCUGGCCUGUGGAUGUGCAGUAGAAAGUGCAUGAGUGCAGUAUAUGCUUUUGUUUCCUUUUGUUUUUUUUUUUAAUGAACUGGGCCUCCAAGUAUAUUGAUUAUGUCACAUGAUAGAUACCAGACCUCUUGGUUUGGUGGUUAGUGCAGUCUUAAAGUGUCAAUGAAACAGUGCCACACCUCACUGAUAAAUGUAGGCAUCCACGUUGCUAUCUCCUUUAACUACCUGAAGUUCACGUGCCAAGUUUGGUCUAGAUUAAAUUUAGGGAGUAGACAUGCAGGAUGUCUGGCAGACUAUCAAAGUGCAAUUGGAUGUAGUUAGUGAUUAUAGAUUGGAGUCUACUUGAUGCUGUGUCCCACUAUGUUAGAUUGGUUUUAAAUUGUCAGAAGGUAAUCUUUUGAAUUAUUAACCGAUAUACACCUUUUAAGAUACUCAAAAUGUUUUAAUGCCACCAAAUUCAAGAAUCUGGCUGCCUCUUGUUAGCCUUGUUGAGUUCCUCUUGUUACUAGAGGAACAUAACAAGGAAACAGAUCAUUCUGUUUCUCUAAUAGAAUCUAAAUGGUAAAGCCCAUGCAAUCAUGGGACUUACUUAACUUGCAGUGCCAAAAUACCAACUGGAUGAAACUUCCAGUUCAAAACCAAGAUAUCAAAUUAACAUGAAAGCUUUCAGUUGUGAAAUAUAGGUUAUGAAUCAGUAAAAUUGACACUGUUAAGUAAAGAAAGUUUAAACCAGUAAUCAGUUUUGCAAUUAUUGAAAAUUUCCGCACGUACACAUUUAACCUUUGGCAAUACACAUGCCGACAACAUUAAUACCGAUAAGGACUUGACUGAUAUUGCUUAGCUGCUUUAAUAAAGAGCUGUGUGAGCAUGCAUGCGCUCAGUUGAUCAGAAGCAGAGGAAUACAGAGUAAUUAACCAAUUCCGAUACAAUAAGGAUCAAUUUUCACACUUACUCCUUGGAGCUGUUUUCAUUUCCGGGAUACAUAAGCAUUUUAGAUGUUGUAUUUGGACAACUCUGUAACUUUAUGACUCAGUAGAAAAAUGCCUUCUCUCUCUCGCAGACAAAUCCCUCUUCUGCACAGUAAAGCUAUGUUUCCUCGUCGCUGAGUCUACACAGUAAUUAACACGAGAAUGUUUCACCAAGAACCAGAUAAUGAAAUCAUGGUGCAAUUAAACCAAGUUUACAUUUAUAAAUUGUGACAUGUGUUUUACCUUAUUAAAUGCUCGUAACAGUGGGGAGCCAGCUGUCCCCGGUGUGAGCAGAGAAGCCAGCAGGUUUAAGGCUGGUACGAGACUCUGCCCUGUGCUAACUCACUGUUAGCACUUUACAGGGUUUACAGGGAGGACAGACACAGCAGAAACCCAGGUAACAGUGUUUUACAGGGAGGACAGAGUCUGCUUACGUCCUUUCCUCUUAAUUUAUUAUGACUUUUACACAGUGGGGAAAAGUACACGGUUGUUUAUUUUUAAUAACUGCAUUUCAAAUGUGGAUUUUACAAGCAAUGAUGAUGAUGUGAAGUGAUGUAGUGUCAUCGCUGAGUUUAGAUUUUUGUCUUUAAAUUUCCAUGGGUACCAAGUGAGUGGGUUUUUGAAACGUGGCUGUGGUUUUAUUGACUGAAAACAAGGUUGAGAGCUGAAGUGACCUGAUAGGGUGGAGGAGGUUUGCGAAGCUUUGGCCUUACUGACACGUUUUAUUUUUUUCCUUUGUAUAAAAAAAAACAACAAAACGUCUCUGUAGGCUUUUCACUACCUCUCAUGUUGGUUAAUUUAUUUCACAUCUAGUUGUCAAUGUACAAGUUGUUUUUAGAUCUACUUGAAGCCUAACACUGUAAACAAAAAUGUGCACAGAAAAAUGACUAUGUAUAUGACCAGAGGGGUUAAAGAGAGCUUGGCCUAGUCGACAUUAUUUUUUUGUUUGUAUGUAUGUUUGUUUUUAAUUGUGUUGAGCUGAACUAGAUUUUGCAUCUCUGUAAAGAAUUCAGGAAUCCACUGUCUAAGGGCUAAUCCCAUUUUUGCCUAUGCAAAUCUGUUACUGUGGGUGAGUUGGGAAAGGGCGAACUACCGCACCUUUCACCUGUUUUAGAUGGACCAUGGUUUACAUUGCCCUUUGCUGAUAUUCUUCAAUCUUAUUCAGCAAAAAUGUACGCUUAUUUUUGUUUCUAUAUAAAUAUUAUAUAUAUAUACAUAUAUAUAUAAAACAAGUAAUAUACAGAGAAAAUAGUAUAUGCCUUCGUGAUGAUAAAAAAAGAAACCUUGCUGAAAACAAAUAAAUGUGUUGUUGUCUGACAUAUGUGGCUGUGUGCUGGAGUCUUGGUAAGAUGAUAAAGACGACUGGAAAUUCAACUGACGGUUAAGCGACUGACUGUAAAGUUGACUGACUGAAGAAAACUCUCAUUACUCAGGCUACAACAGUAGUAGCUGACCCAGUGCAGUAUUGCCUAACUGAGGGGGGGGGGAAUAUUGUUUUAAGGAGAAACCACAUCAUGAGUGUCUGUGACAAAUAUUCAGCUCCAGCCUGUAAGGUAUUCGGGGCACGUAGAACUUGUCCGUGUCAUUUUUCAUUGUAACAUUUGGUCAUUUUUAAAGCAAGACUAUGUAACUUUUGCUAAACAGAGGCCAUUGUUACCACAGGUGACAGUUAAAGGACCAGUGUGUAAGAUUUAGUGGCAUCUAGCGGUGUGGUUGCACAUUACAACUGCCUCGCCUGCCAAGCACAAACGAGAAACCACGAUGGCUGAAGAAAAGUGCAAAACAACGCCCUUUCAUAUCUAGAGAUUACGCAGCAAGAUCUGUGUGACGUUUGCUUGCAUUAGCUAACAGUAGCCACCACAAGCUAGCGGUCACACCAGGCCAAGUAAGGCUGCAACACCAAAAACUUUUGAGUAUUUUGAAUUGAGCAAAGGUGCGUUUUACCGCUCAUGAAUUUUCAUUUGUAAGAGUCGGACUGUAUUAUUUCUUCAUUCAAAAGUUACAUAGUCUCACUUUGAAGGGAUGAGUUGGAGCAAACCUGGAAACAAGCUAAGUUAUUAGUGGUAUCUGCCUUUGAGAUGUGCACUGUCCAUACGUAAAUCACAUUUUAUAACCAGUAAUUCAUUGAUGAAAUAAAAAAAAUAUCCACUUCCCAUGAAGUAAUUAACAUUUUAUCGUCAUUAUCUUUUUGUUGUUUGUCAGUGGACACUGCACAGCUGUUGCGAAUUUGUAAUUAAAUGAGUGCAGCACUAUGUCAUCAGCAAACAACAGCAACUUAUUUUUCUAUUCUUCAACUACUUGUUCUUUUUGUAGCCACAUCCAGUCAGACUAUCACUGUGUUAAUACAGUAGCGUUGAUGCAGAACACAUCAGCAGAAGUGGGUUUUCUGUUUUUCUAAUCUAAGAUGUAAGAAAAAGUCAGUAAUAAGUUACUAAAAAGACCAUUCACUCAGCUCGUAUGAGCCACUUUUAGCUUUGAGUUGAGGUUUGAUUUAGGUCCAAUAAUUUAUUUUUUAACACUUUAUUUGUACAGAAAAUUUAGCUCCUGAACCGAAAUGCAAAUGAGAAUAGGAGAGUUGAUGUUGUAUAGGUAUUUCCCACAAUUCCUCACAAUGCAUCAUGGCUAAAGAAAGACAGGUUUUUCCACUGAUGCUGGUUUGAAACCUGCUUUGUGUGUUUCCCUCAGUUGGAUUUGGUGCCUCUUUAUGCUUCACAACAGACCUCAAAAUCUCUUUCUGUCUCUCUUUCUCUGUCUAUCUCACUUCCUCUCUCUGUGAAUCACACAUACACUGUUAUUAGCAGUUAGAGCAGAGACGGUCCUGUUUUACAGCAAAAAUUACACUGAUGUGUGUUCCUCCUACAUGAAUACUGUCACCCUCAUAUUGUCUCUUUUGUACCAAUUCCAGAGGUGUUUGUGCUACUUGAGGAAAGAGAUUAUGUUUGUGCGGGUACUGGUUGAAGUUGGUUUUCAACAGUUUUAGGCAAUCACUUUUCUCUUUAUUGAUUUAGAUGCCUAAGCCUCUUGGUUUUUGUCAUGCCUUUGUAGAUAGAUCACAGUCGUCGAGAGAUGAUCCGCAGGUGAAAAUAUAAAGAAUUUUACUGUCACUUUAGGCGAUAAAAAAAAGUGACAUUUUUUCUAUCCAGCAUGCUUUUUGCUAAAUAAAUGAAAUAAUUCAGUUAUUUGCUAUAAACGAUACUGUAUGAGUAUGUAUUCAAGUACUGCAGUAUGCAGACAAUUAAAAAUAUCAGAAACUCUUUUGAGAGGUUCAUAUUUUUCUUCUAGUAUGUUUCACUAAUAUUGACGGUUAUGGGUUCUUAAUUCUUGUUUUGAGUGUCUUAUGAAUUGCCAGAAUGACUAAAUGACCCUCUUUGUAUUAACAAAUCUAUGGUUGGUUAUUUCCACAUGCAUGACUUGCAGAGCAAAACUUUUACCAGGACAGUGCUAGUGCAGCGGGCUUUUUAAUAGAGUUUGGUCUGUCAACUUUUCACUGUUUUUCACUGGUUGCUUGACAACUUUUGAUGAUGACUAAGAUCCUGACUGUUUUAUUAACAUCGAGUCAACUGGGCUUUGUGGAGUAAAAUUUAUUUAUCUUGCAGAGCCUUAUCUUGCCACACAAAAAUAAUGUGACCUCUAGUUUUCAGAUUUAAAUUGCUGAGAUGAGAAAAAAAAAACAGCAGCCGUUAAGAGUGAGCUCAUGAGUUCAAUAGAUUGUGCAACUUCCUCGAACAUCUCAGAGCACUGUGUCCCUAAUCUUCGGGGUCGUGCUGCCCAAGGAUCUGAUUGCUUUUCAUCAUGACUUUGAAUUUUAUCAAAGGAAACUGAUCAUCAAUCCUUAAUCGGCAGUCGCUGUCUAAAGCACCCUGAGAUGCAGGAAUCUCUUAAGUGUAGCAUUGAAAAGAUUUUUAUUAGUCCAACCUUGGCGAAACCACAUCCUCUGCGGUAGAAUAGCACAGGAGGGACUCAUCUCAUCCAGCCUUGUCUAAUAAAGAUGUAAAUCUCUACUUCAAGACAGAGCUGGUACAAAAUUUACAGCACUAAGCAUUGGAGAAUUUGUACAUUGUGAGAAACACUUAAUUAUGUUGGUAUUGGCCAUUCUCUGCAUGAUAGUACGAUACAUAUGUGACUGUAGUUUUCACCAACGACAGGAGAAUCGAGAUCAGAAAUAUUUACAACCAAGUCUAGUUUAGAAAAUGUGGAAGACUCAACUUGACUCAACUAAUUAACAGUAGCAAAAUGUAAAAUUCUAAAAUGUGACGGGGGAGGGGAGUCUUUAAAGAAACAGUUCAACAUUUUGGGAAAUUACCCUCCAUGAUACUAACUUUCUUCUUCUUCUUCUUCUUCUUCUUCUGAGAUGAGAAGACCCCUCUCGUGCUCUGACUAUGAAGCUACAGCUAGCAGCCGCUUAGCUUAGCUUAGCUAGGACUAGAUACCUAAGACUAAAAGGGUGAAACUGUUACUGACUCUUCUAAAGCUCAAUAAUUGUAUAUUGUUUGUUUAAUGCGUAAAAAAGUGUGAAAAACAAAUAAUUGCUUUAUAAGGGUUAACGUGUCAGACAGCAAGCUAAGCUAACCGGCUGUUGCCUCCAGCUUCAUAUAUUCUCGUCUAGCGUGUUAGCUCGAGUAAAUGUAUUUCCCGAAUGUCAAAAUGUUUCUUUAAUAAAAAUAGUUGAGCUUGUAACAUUUAUAAAAAAAAAAGUAAAAACAAGGUUCAAUUUGCCUGAAUCAGUGGUCAAUGCAACUGUCCCAGUAAGUACAACAAUGCUUCUUUGGUGGAUAGUAUGUGCCAAAAUUAUAAUCGACCUUUUGUUUCAAUGUAAAGGGGUCAAAAGAAGUGUUGGAAUAUAAAAUCACUUGUUCUGUUCCUUAUGAAAACACAUUUCGUUAUUUGUCUUUUCACAUUGCUGUUGUGGGUUUGUGUCAUCUCUUUGAACCAUCCACAUAUAAUCUACUUCAUUGCCAUGUAACCAACAGACCUGAAGACUUUGUAAACAGGCACUGAACAUUUUAAAGUGUGGCUGAUGUGGAUUACAAGCAACCAUAUCAGAUUCAACGGAAAUUGUACCUGUGUCACAAAAAAAAAGGUUUUGUACUGUUUUAAUUUAUUUUAACAGGUUUAUUUGAGUCAUUGUUUUUUGUUUUAUCUCAAAAGACACAAAAAUUGUUGUUCAUCAGCCUUUAACUUCAUAUGAGUUCACGUCAACAGCGUGUUCAGUUUGUGGUAUGUUUUAAUCUACGGUUCAGUCUCUGUCUUUGUUUACACGAUGACAUCUUGCAUUAAGAGAAAACUCCAAUCUAUGGUAACUGCCCUUGAAUAUCUGUAAUUUAAAUAGUGCUGCUAGAGAAAGAAAUCUAAAUGUAACAACUUACAAUAAAUACUUAAUAGAUUUUU
This is a messenger RNA of Dicentrarchus labrax (European seabass), 9600 nucleotides long. It is a transcript of the gene rgs17, whose product is annotated as regulator of G protein signaling 17. Lineage: Eukaryota; Metazoa; Chordata; Actinopteri; Moronidae. The transcript has 6 exons. The record is from RefSeq and is a predicted model, not a curated record. The coding region runs from base 565 to 1194 and encodes 209 amino acids.